CGAGAGAAAGGACGAGAGUGAGAGAGGGAGAGGGGAGAGAAGACGUUGACUAUAGGCUACGCCUCUGCAGUUUAAGGAAUAUAUUAAAAGGAAAGUUUUUUACUGGGUGCAGCAGCACCAGUGAGUGAGAGCCCCAGCCCCCAGGCCAGGCCCCAGUCCUCAGUGUGGAGUGAUGGAGCUGCCCCGUGUUGGGAACUGCAGAGCCAGGCGACGGACACCCCUGCUGCUGAUGUGACGGAGACACGCAAGAUGUAACUCGUGGAUUCUUCUUAAAGGCCCCACUCAAAUCCCUAGACGACAGAAAAAAAGGAGUAACAUCUGUUUAUGCACAUAUUUCUGUUAAACCCCCCUGGAAAAAACAAGAGAUAGACAGAAGAUAAAACACCUUUAAAAAUGAAACAUUAAAAGGAACAAAUUGCCACUGGAGAAACUAAGCAAAGUCAACCUGGUUGAGGAAUCUAUCAUCUUGGGAUCAACAUCUUCGGAGAAAGGGCAGGGUCAUGUCCCAGUUGCCAUGCGCAUCACCACGGUGACCUGCCUUCCCUGCCCCUCUCCCCUCCUCCUCCUAUUGGUCCAGCUGCUACUGCGGCUCCUCCUCUCUGGGCCAGAAUUUGUAGAGGCCGCCUCCCCCUGCCCCACCCAUUGCAGCUGCUCCAAUCAGGCCAGUCGAGUCAUCUGUACAAGACAGAGUCUGGAUGGGGUGCCUGAGAGCAUAUCAGUCAACACACGAUACCUCAACCUGCAGGAGAAUUCAAUAGAGGUUAUCAAGUCAGACACCUUCAAGCACUUGAGGCACCUUGAGAUCCUGCAGCUGUCUAAGAACAAAAUCAGUCAGAUUGAGGUGGGAGCAUUCAAUGGCCUGCCCAACCUCAAUACGCUGGAGCUGUUCGACAACCGCCUCACCCUGGUCCCCUCACAGGCCUUUGAGUACCUCAGCAAGCUGCGGGAGCUGUGGUUACGGAACAACCCCAUCGAGACGCUGCCGGGCUACGCCUUCCACCGCGUGCCCUCGCUGCGCCGGCUGGACCUGGGAGAGCUCAAGAAGCUGGACUACAUCUCAGACGCCGCCUUCGUGGGCCUGGUCAACCUGCGCUACCUGAACCUGGGCAUGUGUGGUCUGAAGGACAUCCCCAACCUGACGGCCCUGGUGCGUCUGGAGGAGCUGGAGCUGUCUGGGAACCGUCUGGAGAUCAUCCGGCCUGGCUCUUUCCAGGGCCUGGUGUCUCUCCGUAAGCUGUGGCUCAUGCACUCGCAAGUGAAGGUCAUCGAGCGCAACGCCUUCGACGACCUGAAGAACCUGGAGGAGCUCAACCUUUCCCACAACUCCCUGCACUCGCUGCCCCAUGACCUCUUCACCCCGCUGCACCAGCUGGAGCGGGUGCACCUCAACCACAACCCCUGGGUGUGCAACUGUGACGUGCUGUGGCUCAGCUGGUGGCUGAAGGAGACGGUGCCCAGUAACACUACGUGCUGCGCCCGCUGCCACGCUCCACCCGGCCUGAAGGGCAGGUACAUCGGGGAGCUGGACCAGAGCCACUUCACCUGCUACGCUCCCGUCAUCGUGGAGCCGCCCACCGACCUCAACGUUACCGAGGGCAUGGCUGCAGAGCUGAAGUGUCGCACGGGCACCACCAUGACCUCGGUCAACUGGCUCACGCCCAACGGCACCCUGAUGACCCACGGCUCCUACCGGGUCCGGAUCUCCGUGCUGCACGACGGUACGCUCAACUUUACCAACGUCACGCUGAGGGACACGGGUCAGUACACCUGCAUGGUGACCAACUCGGCUGGCAACACCACGGCAACCGCCGUGCUUAAUGUCACUGCCGCCGACGUUGGCGUCAGCUACUUCACUACUGUCACCGUGGAAACGGUGGAGCCCAACGAGGGCCCGACAGUCUACGCGGGCGUCAUGAACAGCCACAACGAGUCAUACGUCAUUACCCCGUCUGGCCACCAGUGGAGGGGGGGGCUCCCUACCACCGCCUCCUCCCUGUCAGCCUGGUCCUUGUCCUCAUCCCGGGCCACCCGGCCCACCUUUACUGUGCCCAUCACUGCCGAGACGGGCUAUUCUGGCCUUGAUGACGUGAUGAAGACCACCAAGAUCAUCAUUGGCUGCUUUGUGGCCAUUACCUUCAUGGCAGCCGUGAUGCUGGUGGUCUUCUACAAGCUGAGGAAGCAGCACCAGCUGCACAAGCACCACGGCCCCGCCCGCGCCAUCGAGAUCAUCAACGUGGAGGACGAGAUUGGCGCCGGUGCUGGUGGACGCGGGAGCGGCAUCUCAGGGGGCGGCACCGUCUCUCGGGAUGGAGGCGGAGGGGGAGGAGUAGGAGGAGGGCAGAGCCUGAGGAUGCAUCACCCGGAGAUGGUCAACCUGCCCAACCUGGCCAGACAGGAGCACCUCAACCACUACUACAAGGCCCAUCACUUCAACAACAACAUGAUGGGCCUGGGCAUGGGCCUCAACAACAACAACAACCCCUCCCUCUCCCCCUGUUCCCAGAGCACCCCCAACUCCUGCGCACAGGGGCCCACCUCCACCAGUGGUGGCACCCCCACGGGUGGCUUGCUGCCCUCCCCUGUGCCCCUGCCCCAGCUGGGCAUCCACAGCUCUCUGAAGGGGCUCAUGGGGAAAGGCCAGAACCCUCAGAUCGAGCCUCUGCUCUUCAAGAGUGGCUCCAAGGAGAAUGUGCAAGAGACUCAGAUCUGAGAGAAAGAGAUAGAGAGAGAUGGAAAAAGAGAGAGAGAUGAAGAGACAGAAAACAGGGAGAUGGAGGGAGAGAGAGGAGUCUGAUUGUACUAUCCCCAUGGCCAUAUUUCGAUAGAAAGUGUAGGCAGGCAGAAUAUGAAAUAUUACAUAGACAUUGCUUUAUAUGGUUAGUGCAUAGAGAGAGAGAGAGAGAGGAGAGAUUGUUCUCACACCUCUACUGUGUCUGCUCAACACCCGUCCAAGCAUUAACAUCUUCUGAGACACUCCAAGACAAACACAGACACAUACAGCCCGACACAAGGACAGGAACAUUCUAUCUGCUAACACAUACACAGUGCAUUAUGAGAUUGACAACUAUGUGCCAAACUUGCGCAUGUCUGUGCCAAAGUAAAAGCCCUCGCAAUCUAUAUAUCCAUCCGCAGCAUUCCCAGACUGAAUCAGGUGACCAGGUUCAAUACCCAGACACAAUAAGAAUCACCACAGUUAUAACUGAAUACAGAUGACCUCGUAUAUUAUCAGAUACUAUCCAAGGCACCGUGUAUAUAUAGAGGUAAGAUCUGAGUCACUAUGUUGAAGUAGGCGGAUAAGUGUUUGGGACUGUGUCAGAGCAGUACAGGGCUGCCCAGACGCACUCUGUGGAACAGGACAGAAAGUAAACCAUUGAGCAGAACACAGUUUAGUGUCGGACAACAAGCAAUGUGUAGGAAGAGGAAACAACAUCAACAACGGUUGUGUUUUACUUAGUGGGCUCAAUCUCACUUUCUCCCCUCUUUCACACCUGACUGGCUACUCUCUUUAAAGGAGAGGAAGGUAUAUGAAGUGAAUCGUCGUAUAAAAAAUAAAAAAUCUAAUAGCAAAAAGGACAUACGAAAGAUACAAAUAAACUGUGAAAGUACAUAUUAUAUAUAAAUAUAUUUUCAUUCGAAGAAAUAAAUUAUGAAGAAUCUUUACCAAGUUUCUGACUAAAUAGCCACAGCUUCUGAAGAAUAUAUGAACUGCUGUCAUAGCGGUCAUCACUAUGAAAACUUUGUUUGGCUAGAAACAAGAUGGCCGACAUUCUGUGCUGGAAAGGGACAUAUUGUAGUGGAGGCUGUGGAUGAGCAAGAGCUGAAAUUGGAAACUGGCACAGUGUUUGAUUGAAUUUAUUUUGGUUUCAAUUUUUGUAGCAUCACAAAGCGUUCCCUCUCAUGCCACAUUUACAUAAACAGGGUCAUUGGAGAAGGGGGAUCUUUACUCUCCAUUUAAUGAGAACAUAUGAAAUAUGAUUACAAAACUUCACCCUUUGAUACAAACCAUAUGGAUAUUGUAAUGAUGAUAAUGAUGAUAAUUAUAAUAAUUCAGUAAAUACUUAUCAACCGUAUACUGUAGAUAGCUCUUAAAAGCAGAUAUAGGUUUAGCAUUUUCUCUGAUUCAAGUGGAAAUAUCUAAAAUUGCAAUGUGAUCGGUUUCAACUUUAUGCAUUCAGUAUGCAAUAUAUCAUGAUAUUGAGAGCAAAUUAUUAUUAUAAUUAUCAUCAUUAUUACUAUUAUUAUUAUUACUAUUGAUUAUUAUUGUUAUUAUUAUCAUACACUGAGUGUACAAAACAUUAGGAACACCUUCCUAAUAUUAUGUUGAAGCCCAUUUUGCCCUCAGAACAGCCUCAAUUGGUCGGGGAAUGGACUGCAAGGUGUUAAAAGCGUUCCACAGGGAUGCUGGGCCAUGUUGACUCCAAUGCAUCCCACAGUUGUCAAGUUGGCUGGAUGUCCUUUGGGUGGUGGACCAUUCUUGAUACACACAGGAAACUGUUGAGCUUGAAAAACCCGGCAGUGUUGCAGCUAUUGACACACUCCAACCUGUGCGCCUGGCACCUACUACCAUACCCCGUUCAAAUUCACCCUCUGAAUUGUCUCGAGGCUUAAAAAUCUGUCUUUAACCUGUCUCCUCCUCUUCAUCUACACUGAUUGAAGUGGAUUUAACAGGUGACAUCAAUAAGAGAUCAUAGUCUUCACAUGGUCAGUCUAUGUCAUGGAAAGAGCAGAUGUUCCUAAUGUUUUGUACAGUCAGUGUAUAGGUGGCAGAGCAGUCUAGUACAUCCUUAUGAAAGUUAUGUUUAUAAUUGAUUCAGUGGGGAAUGAUUUGAUUACACAUGGAACGAUGACGAUCCUUUCAACCACCAUAUUGACUCCAACAACAGGGGAUGGACUGUGUUCCACCAAACACCAACCUGCAGAAACAGGAAAUACAUGGUCCUCAAAAUGGCUGCUCCCACAUGGCAUCCUCACAGCCCAUAUCUCCUCAGAAACUCCUCUGUUUUGUACCACAACACCAGUCUCAGCCGAUCAGGACCCCUCGUUUUAUUCUGCUGUGUAAAAGACAUGAACCUUUGAGGAAGACUGCUCGUUUGCAGAGGAUUAUAUCAGAACUCAGUGUUCUCAUGUGUGAAUGGAAUUCAUGGCAGCAGGGAGCUAAAGGAGGACAGCAUUUUGAAGCGUUUGAAAGGUAAGAGAAACCUAUUCAAUGAAAGAGACAGAAAGCCUAGAUGAAUCAUGUGGUGAUGGGUGAUUUUUUUUUUUUAAGGAAAAGGACAAAUAAAUGAAAAAUAUAGAAACGUAUAGAUCUCUUAAAAAAAAGCUAUUAUAAGUGUUUUUUCAUUUUGUUUUUUUUAUCUAGUUUGAUUAUUUCCUUUUGAUCUUUUUUUAAAAUCAAGUGUUAUCUCAAUUGUAAUAUUGUUAUUGUUAUUAUAAUUUGCUAAUUACACUGGUUAUAAUUCUGAAAGAUGUUCUGUCAGCAGAAGUCACGUUGAAAAAUUAAAAUAUCUGGCACACAAAAUGGCGGUUGAACUCUGUGAAACUUGGUGGCAUUAGUUUUUUUGUGUUUUUUCCCAUUUAAUAUCCCUUUGGCUAAUACAGCUGUGCUUGAGUUGAGACACACAGAAUGUGAAAUGGCCGGCGAGGGGUCUUUUCCUGCACAAGGAGGACGGGAUAGAUCCUGCUUUGAUUUACAAGCUUGCUCACGCUCUCUCUCACUCUGUGAUUUUCAGAAUGUCAUAGCUAUCAGUGCUCCGAGUGUGAUUUCGCUAAGUCAACACCCUGUUUCCAUGACUACCUACCCUCAGAAUAAUGCGCCAAACAGCGUCACAUCUUGCACCUCAUAUGGUGCCUGAUGCCCCCUGUCAAUCAUGUUCCUUUAAGACAACAUAUCUCUCUACAAGCCAGCCAGUGUUCUUCCAACAGUCGCAAAUCACCUUUCACAGUGUGCCCAUAUCCUAACACAAUGUCCCUACAGGUUCCUACCACCAGGUUUCCCUGGCAACUGUUGCAGCUGCGACAGUCCUCAUCAUAGCAUCUUGAUUUGGGUUUCUGAUGCAAAUAGGAGGGAACAGACAGUAUAGAAGGCUAUUAACAUAUCCAUGGUCCUCACAAUAGAUAUUUAUAUUUUUUCACGGCGCUUAUGCAAGUGAUUUACACAUUCAUGUUGCUCAUGGAAAUAAUGAACAUAUUCCAUUGGCUUAUUCCAGUGACUUACAUCCUGUAUCUAUAUCAUCUACACACACUUUUGAUUUACCAAUGCAGUGAUUUACAUCGUCUAUAUCUCUUCUACAUGUCAGUUGCAUAUUCCUACACUAGUGCUGAACGUAUUAAUGUACCUUGCACUUGUGAUUAACACUCAUAUCCCAUGCACCAGUUAUUAACAUAUUUAUUUUACCAACAGGGAUCUUUAAUCCCCUCACUAGUUUUUUACAUAUUCGUGUGUGUGUGUGUGUGUGUGUGUGUGUGUGUGUGUGUGUGUGUGUGUGUGUGUGUGUGUGUGUGUGUGUGUGUGUGUGUGUGUGUGUGUGUGUGUGUGUGUGUGUGUGUUCGUUCAGUGGUUCUGACAACAACUAUUCCCACAGUACUCUGGAUGUGACUCCCUGACUGUCUUGUCACCUCAGAAAGCAUUAUGAAGCCUUAUGAAGCUCUUAUGAAGUGUCACAGAGAAGCUAGAAAGGCUUAGUGGCAGAACAAGUUAGGCCAGUGCCCCACAGUCCCAGUAACAUCACUGCAGUGACUGAGUCACACAGCACUGAACACACAGUUAACACUAAUGGAAACGCUGUGUUUACUGUGCAGGAAGAGACCCGCUCGCCCAACCAUUCAGGGAAUAAGUCAAGUAUGUAUGUGUGUGUGUUCGCGUUCAGUUACGGUACCUACAGUAGUAUUUUUGAUUACUAUGGCAACUUGAUAUUGUUUCCAUUAUUUAGAAUGCAGCUAUAUCAGUGUGUGUGUGCAUGCGCCUGCUAGGUGAGUGUAUGUAAUGUGUGGGUUGUAUAAGGAGGAUGCAGAGUGAGAGAGAGAGAGAGGGAGGGGGCCAGUCAGACCUCCAUUUUAAAUCCCCAGUUUAAAGCAGUUCUCUGUCUGUUUCCCUCUGCUCCAGGCUGGUUUAUGAUCCUCUCACUGACACUUUAAGUAAAAAGGGGAUUUCUAGUUAAGCAGGGUUUCCCCCCCUCUCCCCUCUGCCUAUUGGGAUAAGCCCAAGAGAUCAAAGAUCUGCUCUAUCACGGCCAGUCUCUUUAGCAUUCCACUGGCCUCUGCCUCUCUCAACUCGUAGUCAAUCUGAGGUUACGAGCUUGUGGUCAAGUCGCGUGUCACACCGCCCUAGUUAUCCUCACUGUUAAACCAGCCAAUCAAGGCUAUAGUGUUUCCUAAUUGGACAGGGGCCGAUGGCCUCGGUUAUCCUGACAUGUUUGGCUGUUCUAGCUCAGGUCCUGGUCUAAUGAGACAAUAUUAAUCAGGCUUUUGAUAUAUUUAGGAUGUGAUCUUAAUUAUCUUAAUUGGUAGAACCUGCUGUGUUCUGAUCAGAGCAGCUUUUUUUAUGUCACCUUUAUUUAACCAGGUAGGCCAGUUGAGAACAAGUUCUCAUUUACAACUGGGAUCUUUGUGUUUUUAGAUAGUCAUGUUUCAGGGGCCUUAUUUGAGCUUGAGGUGAGUGUAGCCGAUGUGAAAUGGCUAGCUAGUUAGCGGUGGUGCGCGCUCGUGGUGUUUCAAUCGGUGACGCCACUUACUGUUACAUGAGCAUAGCCUUGUUUAGGUGAGACAACACCUUUAGGGAACCAGCCAGGUCUACCAUUGGAGCUGGUCCCAUAUGUGGGUGGUGAACAGAUGUAAGCCAUAGAAUUAGUAAGUUGUUGUUAUCUUCCCUCGUAGAGUUUCAUUUCAAUUCUGUCACCCAACCAUUUAAAACUAGUUGUGAAACGACAGUGGAGCUGCUACAUUAUUGAUACUCAUAGGGUCAAUGAUGCAUACGCUCCAGCGCCAAAUGCAAAUGCUCCUCCCAGUUGUCUAGGCCAGAAGUGUCAAACCGCUGUAAUUUAUAAGCAUUAUUAUUGCUAUCAUAUUUUUUAACGGCCAUCAGAUGGCCUAUGAAUACAGACCCAGAGAAACCUUGCGGCUUCUAUUGUCACACAUGAUGAUGAUGAUGAUGAUGAGGAUGAUGGCGACUGAGACGGCAGGACGUUCAGAUGCAGAUCUGUGUGUCUGUAGUCUCUAGUCUCCUAGUUUAACUUUACGUCAUUGUCAGACUAGUAGUCAGUGAUUUUAUUACUAUGACGGCAGUCGGCCUUUAGAUGGGUUUUAAGCGCGUCUACUUCUACGAGGAUGGUGUUUAGAUGCUCUCUUGGUUAUUCUGCUUGUGCGUGUGGUGCUGGCUCAGAGUAUUUCCUGUCCAUAUUCUCCCUGUGAGGUUUUGUGGAGGUUGAGAUCAUAUGCUCAUGGACGUCAGUCUGCGCCAUCCGUGUGAUUUGUACAAGAGCCUGCAGCCACUUAUUAAACAGGCCUCCCUGUUGCCUAUGCACAUACGUAGGAGCACACAUACACACGCACAAGCACAUAUAGGCAUGAGCGCACACACAUUUGCGGAUUGACUGACAUUGACUGACUAAUUGAUUGUGAAUGAUUGAUUGAAAGGGGCUUUCUUAAUGAUGUGUGUAUUUGUGCGGUGGGCUUAACACAAACCUCUCGCCAGCUCCCAGCAGGGCUGCAGUUCAGAGGCUGGGGCUUUGUGUUCUGUGAAGGUGUCCUUAAUUUGAGAACAGAGAGACAUUAACAUAUGGCUUAUUUCAUUGUUUCCUUGGCAACCGUGUCCUCUGUCACAAGAUGUCCGUUUUGGUUGACUUGGGCGGCUGACAUGAGAGUGUUAGCGUGCCGUGACGCCGGGGAGAUUAGCGGUGUCUCAUCGUGGAUGACUUCAUCUUCUGUCGAUGACUGUCCUGUGCUAGAGGUCAGGCAACCUCAGGUGGAGAGGUUCAUAAGAGGGGAAGUUUUAUUUUUACCAACCAAAUCUACUAUUAUUUAGAUUUCACUUGUUUUUGAGAAACUUACUCCAACCAGUGAUUCACUUCCUCAUCCCUGUAAGGGGGCUCUGAAAAAACAUGAACAAAUUCUCCUAAAACACCCAUAUACGUUCUUUUAGGAAUGGCAAAGCUCUCAGUAUAUAACAUCUAAAGACCUGCAUCGCUAUUUUGAGAGCUUAUCCGUUUCCGCAAACUGGACCCUUCUAUAACAUGCCAUUUACAUCAAAAAUAGAGAUUUGCUUGCAAAAAAGCUAAGUUCUCCUUUAACAGGGAGCAGCCAUCACUGUUACCCCAACACUCUAAUGGGACAUGCUGAAAAGCCUCUAAUUGUGGGGUCCAGCAUAAUGGAUCUGGUCAUCAGGCUAGGCCUUCCUGAGCACACCGUAGCUGUGGUAUUCAGCUGGGACACUGUUCUUCAUGUCUUUGAACACCCUGUUCUGAGAAGGAACAUUAUGGAACACUUCAUUCUGAAGGUUCUAGAACAUUAAGAUCCUUGUUUUUGGAAGUUCUAGAUUAGAGAAAUUGACUCCUCUAAUCCAAAGUGUUCCAGACUUGAUAAUUGGAACUGCUUAUGACAGAUGUUCUAGAACACUCUGACGUCCCCUGCUUUGCUCGUGAACCUUCCAUGUUUAUCAGGGAUGUGUUGUGGAGUUGUUGGAAUCAUAUCAGAAUGUCCUGAACCAUCGGCGACUAUUAAAGGAUGUGCUGAGCCAGCAGCUGUGCUCCUCUCCUCUCAGAGGACAAGCUCACAGUCAAGUCUCCCAACAGCAACACACAUUCACCCCCCUCUGCUACUCUGCUCUCCUCUCCUCCACAGCAACACAGCCUACAUAUUUACAGUUUAUGGGCGCCUUGGCUCGCCAUCAUAUUCACACUCUACUGUGUCUGAUGUUUGUUUGAAGCUGGGCGGCGGCCAUAGCGCACAUUACAAAGCUUUGAAGUGCAAAUGGCGGUCUGCUCCGCUGCACCCUAUGGAGGGCCAGUGUAGAAUAACCACGGUGUGAGAGGAAUACACAGCCAGGGGAUCAUGUGUUGAUAGUCGUUUCCUUGUGUGGGGAUAGAGCGGCGCCAGCAACCCAGUGUGAUGCAGGGUCAAGUUAAAUCCAGACGCCAACACUGGUGGUCAGAACCUCCCUAGUCAGCCAGGCAGCAGAGUAGAGCUGGAGGAGGAGUCAGGGCUCUGAGGGCUGACCUGACUAAGUUUCUUAAAAGCGUUUGCUAAAUGGCAUAGAAUUGUUCUAUUAUAUUACCUCCAGAAUCAAUGCAAUGAACCAACUUGAAAGGGAGAAGCAGAGUAGCAGUAAACAUUCAUCAAUAUGAAAUCAAGUUUAAUGGGGCAAACCUCAGUUCUAACAAAGCACCUCCCCGCCAUUGUUUCGGUAAAAGGCGGAGGGAUUGGGCAAUGUAACCACUCUCAAAUUCAUAGGCAAUGUAACCACUCUCAAAUUCAUAGGCAAUGUAACCACUCUCAAAUUCAUAGGCAAUGUAACCACUCUCAAAUUCAUAGGCAAUGUAACCACUCUCAAAUUCAUAGGCAAUGUAACCACUCUCAAAUUCAUAGGCAAUGUAACCACUCUCAAGUUCAUAGACAGAGCUAUGGAUGCAAGUACUGACCAUCCAUGAUAUCAACACUCUAGCUCUAACUAUGUUUUAAGGCUAUACAGUGUUUGUUUACAUUUACUUUGUUUACAAACAUUGGAGUAAAACAAGCUAAUAGUUUGGAGUUGAACUAAGCCCAUGAGGCAUUUAGAUUCUUUAAGAAUCAAUGCGUAUAUUGAAUGAAUACAUCUAUUGAUGCUCAUGGACACAUCAUCAGUGAUGCAACCUGAGGUCAUUUGGUGUUUGGGGUCUUUCAACAUGAAUUUAUAAGGCCCUUUAACUGGAGAUAUUGAUUUUGUCUUUUAACUUUUACAUUUUUUAAAACCUUGUUGUCUCCCCAUGUCAGUUUUGGAGGUGUGCUGCUGUCCUCUUUGGUGCUGAAGUAUUUAUUCAGGCGGGUCUCCUUCAACCUCCGUCUCUGACACCCCCCCCUUUGAUACUUUAUGUUUACCCCGCUCCACACCAUCAGCCACCAGCUGGCAGAGUGUGGCUUCUAAUGCGCUCAAACCCUGGUGUUACUUAACACGUUUACCUCGUGUUUACCAUACCUUUACCUCACAGGAGGUUGGUGGCAUCUUAAAUGGGGAGGACUGGCUCAUGGUAAUGGCUGGAGCGGAAUCAGGGAAUUGGUAUCAAAUACAUCAAACACGUGGUUUCCAUGUGUUUGAUGACAUUCCAUUUACUCCGUUCCAGCCAUUAUUAUGAUUCGUCCUCCCCUCAGCAGCCUCCUGUGCUUUACCUCAUGUAUCCAACAUGGUCGCCCACAGUGUAUACCUCACUCACCACAGAACAACCCUUUCCCCUCAGGGAGACAACUCCCUCUCACAAAGAGACAGAGAGACAGAGAGACAGAGAAGCAGGAGGAAUGAGCGAUGAGGUUGACUGUCAGAGGACACUGAGAUGUCCUGUCACUCCUUAUCCUGUCUGGGUACUGGCCUGGGUAUGCUACACUGUAUCUGUGUGUAUAUACACUGUAUUUGUGUAUAUCUGUGUGUGUACGAAUGUGUGUGCCUGUCUAUAUGUGCUUGUGCACAGUUGUGCGUUUAUGAGUGUGUGCGGUGUGCUUGGGUAUAAGACCAUGUGUGUGCAGCGUGUGUAAGAGCAUGUAAUGUGUGUAUCUGUGUGUGUGUGUGAAGAAGAGAAAGGGACAUGAGGGGGAACGCUGCGGUGCUUAUAUGUCAACCAGUGCUGGAGGGGCCGAUGACUCCAAUCCUCACCCACGGGAAGUGAAGGAGCAUGUCUCCCUUUUCUCACUCUGUCCCUCAGAAAUGUAGAUAAAGCAUCAGUCCCUGCCUGUCCCUGCCUCGCUCUGAGUCACACACACACACACACACACACACACACACACACACACACACACACACACACACACACACACACACACACACACACACACACACACACACACAUUACUUCAACCCUAACCCUCUCUCAGGAAAAAAGGGAAAAUUAACACUACAACAAGCCAACACUUGAGAUAUUUCCUUCCCUCUGUUUAAUUAAACAUAGACUCCAUCUGCUCUUUUGGUUCGCUUAUUCUUUUCUUCUGCAAUAUUGACUAUGGUUGUUCUCGUGAUUGUUUCUUAUGACUCUGUUCUAGCCUGUUCUAACCAUGGGUGUGUGUAUUAACACUGGAAACAUGUCACGUGUGUGUGGAGGAGGGGUUAUUUGUUCUGCUUAAAGGUUCCGUGCCUAAUCUUUUUCAGAUCAUUCAACCUCUGUUCAUGUGCCACACAGACAUUUAUGGAAUAAAAAUUACGUUGUUUUUUCACAUAAUC
Messenger RNA from Oncorhynchus masou masou (cherry salmon), 12394 nucleotides. Its product is annotated as leucine-rich repeat-containing protein 4B-like. The transcript has 4 exons. NCBI's taxonomy places the organism in Eukaryota, Metazoa, Chordata, Actinopteri, Salmoniformes, Salmonidae. Gene Ontology annotation, cellular component: postsynaptic density membrane; plasma membrane; glutamatergic synapse. The record is from RefSeq and is a predicted model, not a curated record. Bases 515 to 2710 code for a protein of 731 amino acids. Gene Ontology annotation, biological process: synaptic membrane adhesion; regulation of postsynaptic density assembly; positive regulation of synapse assembly. Gene Ontology annotation, molecular function: signaling receptor binding.